AUGAGAAUCGUCGCGCUGGGCCUCCUGCUGAAAGAGGUCGUGGCAAGAGUCCAACUGAUGGUAGGCGAUCCCACGGCUGUGGAGAAUGCGAUGAAGCACCAGUGGCUCGACCAGCAGAAGCGCUUCGUGUAUCAGGAGUGGAACUCGGCCACCAAAAAGGUGGAGCCGUCGGCGACAGCCAAGAGCCUGAAGGUGGAAGAGGCGACGGAGCUCAUCAACCAGGUCGCCGAGCUAUGUCUGCCGGAUCUGGUCACCAGGUUCUGCGCCCAAAGGCGUCCCAAGCAAGAGCCCCAGGAAGGCGACAAAGCAGUGUUCCUCAUCGAAGUAGCCAUGAGAGACCCGAGAGCAGACAUCCUGCAUCAGAAACUGCGACAGUUGGCCAACUGCGCGGUUUGGAAUGUGGUGGGGGCGCAACUGCAGCCGCCAAACCAGCAACGCCACGGCCUGGCAAUGGCACUGCAAAAGGCCCUGGAAAACAUCUGA
Messenger RNA from Symbiodinium natans, 483 nucleotides. The record is from the annotation of a GenBank genome assembly. Lineage: Eukaryota; Dinophyceae; Suessiales; Symbiodiniaceae.